AUGGCGAUCUGCACCAUCUAUCAGAUCUCGGGUGCGGUGCUGCUCUCCUUGACGGAAAAGGACCUUGAGGAGAUUGCGGAGAGCUUUGGCAAUUCUGUCAAAGGCUUGAAGCGCCACCUCGGCCAGCUCCUGAACCUGCCAAGGUUUCAACAGCGGCUGACGAGUGGCGGCGAUAUCUUGGAGGAUACCCUCCCGCUGAUCGGCCGUCUGCCAGCGGAGGUGCAAUUCCUCAUCGUCUCCCCAGUACCAGAUGUGCUCGGGGAGUCGUUUGCUUUCGACCGUGGCGCCGCGAGGGUUGAGAGGUGGCUCCAGCAGCCCGUUUCUCCGAACAGCCUGGUCAACGAACGAGGGCAGUCGCCCCUUUGGGUCGCCGCCAGCCGCGGCGACUCUGAGAGCGUUGAGCUCCUCCUGGAAGCGGAGGCCGAUGUGAACCACAGCAAUCGGGAGGGAGCCACUCCGCUGGUCGUGGCUGCAAGGAUGGGAAGCCUCGACUGUGCGCGCCAGCUCGUCGAAGCUCGCGCCGACUUGAACCGGUCGGACAGCAAAGGUCUAUCUCCCCUCUGCAUGGCCACUCUCAAGGACACGGACGACGUGGUGACCCUCCUUCUGGAGGCGCGUGCCGACAUGGAGCAGAGCGAUGAGAAGAAGCAAUCUCCACUGUGGAUCGCCGUGAAGAACGGCUGCGUGGAAACCGCCACCUGCUUGGCCCACGCCGGGGCCAAUGUAAACAAGCCGGACGAGUCCUCCUCGCGACGGCAACCGCCCAUCAUGACAGCGGUGUCAGAUGGAUGCCUGGACGUUUUGGAGGUUUUGCUGGAUGCCCGUGCAGACGUGAACCAAGUGGACUACCGGGGGUACACAGCCUUGCAUCAAGCAGCGCUGGAGGACAGCCCAGAUGCAGUUCGCCGCCUGGUGGCCGCAAGAGCAGACCUCAAUCAGACGGACUUCGUGGGGCGAGCCCCGAUGUCCGUGGCGGCAAACGAAGGCCACAUGGACUCACUGGAGGCUUUGAUAGGUCUCCGGGCCGACGUCGAUGUGGCCGACAACACGGAAAAGGACACCCCGCUGCACUUCGCCGCGCGCGCCGGCCAGGAAGAGGGUGUGUUUUGCAAAAGGCAUGGAAAUACAAGCUGCAAGUAUCCUGAUCUCCACAGGCGUGAUCGGCCAAUUCUUAUGCGGGUUUUUCUGGCGGGAUACACGAUCGUCGUCUGCGGACUACGGCUGCUUCUUGAAGUCGGCAAAAGGCGAGAAGAAGAGAUAGAAAGAGCUCGCAAGCUUGCCGGCGAGAUUGAACAUGAGUACGACCUGUUCAGUGAGCGAGACCUGAUCAAUUUCCUGCUGGACGCUGACGUUCGCUUGGUGCGUUUGGAGUACCUUCAAGAGCUUCAGGCUGCCAGACGCUUGUGGCCCCGACGCCAGGAAGCAGAGCAAGAACUCUUAAGGGACGGUCGCAGCGCCUUGGUUACGCGGGAGGAGUUGCAGAGGUUGGAGCCUGGAGAUGGCCAGGAGGCCAAUGCUGUCCAGGUGUUGAGGCAGGGCUACCAGACGUAUUUUGACGUCACGGUUAGUAAUAUGGCAUGGAGCACCCAAGCUUUUCUUGACACGAGGACUGUUCCAACCCUGUUUAGAGUGCGUGGGAAAAGAACAGGAGUCCGCAUCGUGUCUGUGUCCCAUUCCUGGGAAGCCAUGCAGCACCCAGAUCCAUGGGGUUUCCAGCUUCGGGAACUGUGUGAGCGUCUGGUGCCUGGUAAAGGAGAACACGAGAUGUGGGUGUUUGUCGAUUUCAUGAGCUUGUAUCAGUAUAAGCGGACCCCCGAACAGCAAAAGAGCUUCCACCAUGCCAUGGCCAAUAUGCACUGCUUGUAUGCCCAUGCUGCCAUAUCCGAGGUUAUUCGAUUGGAUGUUUUGACAAGUCCCACUUCCAAGCCAUUUUUCCCCAAACCCAUCAGCAUUUACAGUGACAAAACUGAAAGACUGGAGAUGAGGCCUUUCAAAGAGCUAGUGAUGAAUGACACUCCUUAUGCUUUCCGUGGGUGGUGUCGUGCUGAAAUACAGUGGUCCAGCCUGCUCCACGACAUCGGCACAUACGCUCCAAUGUCUCCAGCGGAUUUUUCGCAAGCUGCAUCUUCGAUGGAGAGUGACUCACCAAAGUCUUUCUGGCGGCACGUUGUAGAAAGAACAGUAGGCACUUCACGCAGCAUGCCAAGAGGAACAGGACUGAAAUUUACGCAUCGCUCCGAUCUCGAGAAGGUCAUCGAGCUCCAGGAGAGGGUCUUCAAACAAGUUGCACCGCAGCGCCUGUCAGUAGUAGCACACGGGAUGUCUCCAGCCGAGAUGGUCGUGUUCGGGCGUGCCCUGCCGCAGUAUCGAAACUUGCGAGUGCUGUGGAUCAGAGACAGCAAGAUUGGUGAGGUUGGCAUAAAGGAGCUCCUCGCAGCAUUGAAGGACUCUGCGGGUCUUGUUGGGCUGAUACUGUCGAAUUGUGAUGUGGGAGAUGCUGAGGCAGCACUGAUCGCCGAUUUCCUGGAACAGAGCCGGACACUGCAGUAUCUCCGCCUUGAUUGCAACCACAUCAGCACACAAGGUGCUUUCACACUCGCCGCAUCGCUCACACAGAAUCGCACAAUCAAAGAGCUUGGCGUUAAUGGUAAUCCCAUAGACAAGACAGGCUGGGAGGCACUGAAACGUUCAGCGGAGAAAGGUCUACCGGUCCUGUCUGCGUGCAGUUUGGAAACAACAGUGACAAAAAUGUUACAAGAUUGCGAAAAGCAAGAACGCUUUCGGUUGCUGAAACAAGGGUAUCAUUAA
Symbiodinium sp. CCMP2592 is the source of this 2808-nucleotide messenger RNA. Lineage: Eukaryota; Dinophyceae; Suessiales; Symbiodiniaceae. The record is from the annotation of a GenBank genome assembly.